AUGGAAGAGAUCUUAGCAAUCGAUUUUGGUACUACCAACUCUACUGCAUGUGCAUUCAAUAACAAAAAUAGAGUACAGUUAUGGAACAAUCAAGGCUCAGGGGAUUACUCUUUUCCUUCAUUUGUUGAAUAUACUGACAAGGGAGUGAAAGUAGGAAAACCAGCAAAACUUAAUAUGGGUAAACCUGGUCAUUUUGUAGUUUCGUGUGUAAAACGAUUGAUUGGAAAAACAUAUGACGAGUAUUUGAAAUUGGAAAAGAAGGAUAUAUUUGGAUGUGAUGUUGUUCGUGGAGAUGAUGGUUAUCCAUAUUUUGUUGUGAGUGAAGAUGAAUCGAAGAUGGUAAGUUGCAUAGAUGUUGCCUGCGAAUUAUUUAAGUGGAUAAAAGCAAGUGCUGAAGCAAUUUGUGAACGAACAUUUGCCAAAGCUUAUGUAACAAGGCCAGCUAAUUUCCUUGAUAACCAAGUAAAAGCAAUUCGUAAAGCUGCAGAGAAAGCAGGUUUAAAAAUCGACAAAAUGAUCACUGAGCCAACAGCUGCAGGAUUAUCAUGGUGUAAAACUGCAGUGAAAGGACUCUUUCCUACGUUAAAAAAAGACACCAAUGUAUUUGUAGUUGAUUUUGGAGGCGGCACUUUAGACUUUUCUGUGAUCCGAUAUUUGGGAAAUGGCAGAUUUAAAGUUGAAGAUAACGCUGGAAAUCCAUGCCUAGGAGGAAAUGAUAUAGAUAAUGCAAUAAUGGAUCUUGUUUUAGCUAAAUUGAGGGAUGGCUAUGAUGUUGUAAUCGACAAAUCGAAGAAAGGAACUGUACGAAAACUGGCGAGACUAAGGAACAUUUGUGAAGAAGUCAAGAUAGCAGUCAAUAUGAAGACUAAGGAUGAUGACAAUUAUGAAGGCUUUUUAAGGAAGAAUGAACACCUUACAUACGAAAUCGAUGUAUCCUACUUAACUACUGAGAUUGAGACCAUUGAAAUUCCAUUUAGGGAAGUAACUGAAGCAAUUAUGAAUUGCAUGGAAUCUGCAGUACUAAAGCCUCUUCAUUACAUUACAGACAAGCCAAGUCAAAAGUCAGGUGUACUGUCACACAUUCUAUUAGUUGGAGGUUCUUCUCAAUUGGUGGCUUUCCGUCAGUUACUAUAUAAGGAGCAAUUUAAACGAAAACUAUUUGAGAAAAUCGAUUCAAUGAACUGUGUUUCUCAAGGAGCUUAUGAAUUAGCGCUCAUUAUGAACGAUAAAAAAACAAAAAUGAGCAUGACAGAGCCUAUUGCAAUUUCUUAUGGACUAAAAUCUGGAAAUGACCAAGUGGCAAUUAUUCUAAGCAAAGGAACGACUAUUCCUUGUACUUCCGCAGAGAAAAUGUUUUGUAAUUGCGAUGACUAUCCUGAAAGAAUUAAUAUCAGUGUUUAUCAAUGUGAAGAUGAUGAGGGACAAGAAUUGGUUGAUAUUGAGAAAUGUACAGAGGUCGAGUCUUGGCAGUUUAUAAAUCCAGAAGACUGUAGACGACCUAGAGGACAACAACAGUUAACACUACGUUUUAAGUUGGAAGUUGGAGGAACUCUUCAAGUGAUUUGUAAGGAUUUUGCAUACAACGAAGUAUUGCUGGACGAAAAAGCUGAUGUACUUUAUGAAGGUGAUUAUUAUGUUUGUUGGCAUCACUCGAUGAAUGAGGAGGGAUAUCAGCCCCUUUCACCAAAUUUCUUGUGA
Blastocystis hominis is the source of this 1698-nucleotide messenger RNA. RefSeq lists its product as hypothetical. Gene Ontology annotation, biological process: cellular response to unfolded protein; protein refolding. Gene Ontology annotation, cellular component: cytoplasm. The transcript has a single exon. The coding region runs from base 1 to 1698 and encodes 565 amino acids. Gene Ontology annotation, molecular function: ATP hydrolysis activity; ATP-dependent protein folding chaperone; ATP binding. The record is from RefSeq and is a predicted model, not a curated record. NCBI's taxonomy places the organism in Eukaryota, Bigyra, Opalinata, Blastocystidae.